Messenger RNA from Sinocyclocheilus anshuiensis, 948 nucleotides. Its product is annotated as glutaredoxin-1-like. Bases 287 to 604 code for a protein of 105 amino acids. The record is from RefSeq and is a predicted model, not a curated record. NCBI's taxonomy places the organism in Eukaryota, Metazoa, Chordata, Actinopteri, Cypriniformes, Cyprinidae. Gene Ontology annotation, cellular component: mitochondrion. The transcript has 3 exons. Gene Ontology annotation, molecular function: glutathione disulfide oxidoreductase activity.
CAGACUUUGAAGUCAAGAACGCUGUCACACAAGAGACAACCGUGAACAAGGGUCAAAGAGAACGAUUCAGUACCUUAAAAAGAUUUGUUCGAAAACCCAAGUUCGUUCAUAAACACCAAUAGGGCCCCAACCCAUUUUGUAUUUUACCGAGGUGUGGUUUUAAUCCCGCCUCACUUUUGAAGGGUGUAAACCGACGGAAACUACACUACUCACAAGCCCGGAAAAGAACGGUUUCGUUGCGACUACUCCGGAGUCGUGGACAGCUGUGCUUGUUACGUCAAGAACAAUGGCAGAAUUUGUUAAAGCGCAAAUUAAGGGUGACAAAGUAGUUGUGUUCUUGAAGCCGACCUGUCCUUACUGCAUACUCGCUAAGGAUGUUUUGUCGAAGUAUAAAUUGAAAAGUGGACACUUGGAUUUGAUUGACAUCAGCGGACGCAGUGACAUGGGCAGCAUACAAGACUGUCUUCAACAGAUCACAGGCGCCCGCACCGUUCCUCGGGUCUUCAUAGGGGAACAGUGUGUUGGAGGAGGAAGUGACGUCGACAGUCUGGACCGUUCUGGAAAACUGGAAGGCAUGUUGCAGGCAAUCGGAUCUCUGCAGUGAAGGGCGUCAAGAAGGGGUCACAUGAUGCUGCAGCGAGACUUGCGGAUCUGCCGCCUGCGUUGCUGGUACUCGCUGAGCUCCUGUAGGUAACCUCUGGAGGGCCAGCGCAGUCGCUCCACCUGCUCGCGCUCCUCGUCUGUCAAAAAAGCAUCAUCGGGAAAUAUUGUUACAACAUUCCCUCCUGCUGAAUGCCAGUGCAUUUAAACAAAGCAUUAUAUCCAUCCACCAGAUUUUUUUUUAUCUUGUUCUUCAAUUGAAAUAUUGGCUGAAAAUAAUGUAAUUGUCUCUUAUAUGUGUUUCUCAUUGAGUGUAUUUUAAAAAAGAAAAGAAAUUAGAAGAUCUUA